ACAUGACAGAAAUCUUUACUGCAAGAAGCAAUGACCCUAGAUGAGAGCCCAGGGAAGAAAUCUAUGUGAGAGGGAACUCAGAGCUUUCUCUUUUGGGAGAGAGGCUGAGUCAUGAGCUAAGAGGGAAGAGCCUGCUUGAAGACAGGCUGAUCAGGGCCUGCAGCCUGCCUGAGACUCUAGGAGCAGGUGAACUCAAUGGGUGACUGCUUUGGAGGGCUGAGUUUGCUACCUACCAAAAGGUGGACCACAGUGGAGUGGCUAAUGGUGAGAGAUGAUGGAGGCAGGGGAGAACUGGGACCCAGUGACCUAAACACUAAGUGACACCACUGUAGAGAUUAAAACUACUACUUGCCACAAGGAGGAGCUAAAGCAUCAGAGUAAGAAUUACCAUCACACACAGCCUGAAGAUAUACCGAUCAAAGUUCGUCUGAUCGUCUGCCUUGGCCUCGAGAUGUUGGAUCCAGACCUACUACUGUGCUUGGGAAUGACAGGCGGCACAGGUGGGACUUGGACCUUUGACUGCUGGACCAGGAUUAGGAUCAGGAUUACUUCUCAGGUUUCUACCAGUGUGUUAUGGGCCAGAUUCUGCUCCCCUCAUGCACACUGAGGAGUACCUUACUGUGCAAACGCUGAGGAAAAGGGGACUACUCAGAGUGAGGAGUAACUACUCAGAGUGAGAAAAACCCCUGGAUGGAGUUGUAAGGACUGCUCAUGACCCAGAGCCCCUACUGGAGUUGGGGUGAUCUCUGUGCUUAGGAGCCCCAGCCAUGGACCAGGACCCAGUUGAACUAGGCAGUGUACAAAGAAGGAACAAAAAGACACAGUCUCUGUCCAAAAGAGCUUUCAAUGGCAACCACUGGAAACUGGGAGAAACAAACUUUCAUGCAUUUCGGUUGGAAAAUAGCGCUUAGCAGAAAAUAUGAAGAAACCCUGGAGCCCUGAUGUCCCCCAUGAUAAUCAUUCUUACACCCCAGGUUUCCCAAGUAUACCAGACAGGGAAAGCGAGACAGAAUUAGCACCUGAUGACAGUGAGGAAAAGCAAGAGAAGGAGAAAAAACACACCAAUUUCACUUUGUGCAAUGUUUGUAACAUUCAGUUGAACUCUGCUGCUCAAGCACAAAUCCACUAUAAUGGCAAAUCACAUCAGAAGAGAUUAAAGCAGCUCAGCAAUGGGAAUCUUAAAAAUGAUAAUGGUGGCACAUGCCAGAGCCCUGCUCUUCCAGCCCUGGUGCGUACUCCAGCCCCACCAUUACAACCAUCGCUGGAUAUUAAACCAUUUCUUCCAUUUCCCCUGGAUACAGCAGCAGCAGUCAAUCUCUUCCCCAACUUCAAUGCAAUGCUAUACCGUGGUUGUGCCUGUUACUUAAACCUACCUAUAUGUGAAGCAGUAUACACCAGAAAACGGGUUGUAGAGAAGAACCUCAAGAUGGACCCAAUUCAGAAAGCUGUAAUAAAUCAUACAUUUGGGGUUCCUCUUCCUCAUCGAAGAAAGCAAAUCAUAUCAUGCAACAUUUGCCAGCUGAGAUUUAAUUCUGAUAGCCAGGCUGCGGCCCACUACAAAGGCACUAAACAUGCCAAGAAGCUCAAAGCACUGGAAGCCAUGAAAAAUAAGCAGAAAUCUGUUACUACCAAGGACAGCGCAAAGACUACCUUCACUUCCAUCACUACCAAUACCAUCAAUACCAGCUCUGACAAAACAGACCUUACCACUGGGACACCAGCAAUAUCAACAACAACAGUGGAAAUUCGGAAAAGCAGUGUUAUGACAACUGAGAUCACCUCUAAAGUGGAAAAAAUCCCCACAACAGCCACUAGCAGCAACACAUGCCCUUCCGUGGAGACCGAGGAAGAAAAGGCAAAAAGACUGCUUUACUGUUCACUAUGCAAGGUUGCUGUCAACUCCACCUCGCAGCUGGAGGCGCACAACAGUGGGACUAAGCACAAAACUAUGUUGGAAGCUCGGAAUGGAAGUGGAACUAUUAAAGCCUUUCCCCGGGCAGGCGUCAAAGGCAAGGGACCUGUUAAUAAAGGAAACACAGGCCUACAAAACAAAACAUUUCACUGUGAAAUUUGCGAUGUGCACGUAAACUCUGAGACACAACUUAAACAGCACAUAAGUAGUAGAAGGCACAAAGAUCGAGCUGCUGGGAAACCCCCUAAACCUAAAUAUAGUCCUUACAACAAACUCCAAAAGGGAGCACAUCCGCUUGGGGUAAAAUUAGUAUUUUCAAAGGAACCUUCAAAGCCAAUGGCUCCACGAAUCUUACCAAACCCACUAGCAGCUGCAGCAGCAGCUGCUGCUGUGGCUGUGAAUUCCCCUUUCAGUCUUCGAACAGCCCCAGCAGCUACCCUAUUCCAGACUACAGCACUUCCUCCAGCACUCUUACGACCAGCUCCUGGGCCUAUACGGACCACCCAUACUCCUGUGCUGUUUGCUCCUUACUGAACUGCAAACAGGAAUCAAUUGUACUGCAAUAAUUUUUCAAAACAAAAACAAACAAAAAGAAGCAAAUCAAGAACAUGGAACUAUGCAGUGUUUAUUUAUAGUUUAAAGUAUAUAUGAAGAGCCAGGACUUUUGAUAGAGAAUUGAUCAAAUUCUAAAAGAGGGAAGGGGCAGUAUUUUCUCCAGAUGACAGCAUCCCUCUUGAAUAUUGACAGUUUUCGAAGUGAUCUCCAGCAUUGACUCACAGUGAUAUACAGAACUUGUGAAGCCUUUUUGACUGUGCUUUUUGGCACAUAUUUCCCCUGAAAUGUCUUUCCUGCUUUAUGAAACAACUUACAAAUUUGUCUAAAGGGCAUUAACUGGUUCCAAUGUACAUAAAAUACUUUAUUCUGUAGAUUAAAAGAAGAAGAAGAAAAAAGAAACACUGUGAAUAGUAGUACCCUUACUGAUCCUCCUGCCAAAUGAGCAGUUACUGGGUAUUUUUCUGAACAAAAGUAGCUACAAUAGAUGUCUUGUACAACAAUAGUAUUGUGUCUCUAUCUAUGCCACUAGGUUUAUAACUGAGUUGCAAAAGGUAAAAUGAACAAAUUAUCUCACUUUGUUAAAUAGGCAAAAUGACAAUGAUAAUGUGGUGUUCCUAGUUAGAAAACUUUCCUUUCCUCACCUAAUAGAAAAAGUUAAAGUACAGAGACAUACAGUAGAUCUAUGGUUAAGACAAAAAUAAGAGAUAAAAAACAUUUAGUGCAAAAAUUCCAUAUGCUGUACAUUAAAUAGGCACAUUUCUAUCUAAAUGAAAAAUAUGUGUACAGUGUAUGUAUCCAAAAGAGCUAAUACUUACAGGAUGGAACUAACAUGAAAGGCAUAAAGGUGGAGAGCAAAAAUAUUCUGUUUUCAUGAGUCACAGAGAAGUAUAACUUCAUUAGUGGUAGAACAAAGUGAUGUCAAGAGUGGGUUAUUCAUGGUCAUACCUAGCAAAUGAAAACCAACUGUGAAAAACUGGCCCCUUUGAUGAGAACAGGAGAUUUGCCACUGACUUCAGAGGAGCCAAGAUUUCACCCCAAGACUAGGACAUAUUCUUUUUAUAUCAUACCAGUGGGACUGUCUGUAUUAAGUAGAGGUCAAAACUUGUUUGUUAUAGGUAUAGUAAUAGAAAUAAAUAUGUUCUAUGAUUUUAUUUCCUACUGAUGUGAUAUAAAAUAUAUAUAUAUAUAUACACACAUAUAUAAUCUAAGCAGCAACACACAAUAUACAUAUUAUGAAAUAAUUGCACAUCAUGGGUCUGAAGCAAAUACCACCUUUAGGAUCCUAAUGGACCCUACAUUCUGUAGCUGAUCUUUGCUUUCUUUGCAAGGUUUUAAAGCCUUAUAUAUUCACUAUGAGGCUUAAAGGGGCUGAUAGUGUCCCUAUAAAAUAGGAUUCAUCAGGGGUAUAUAUAGAUAUAUUGUAUAUAUGUUAGAGUAAGAAAAAUAACUUAUAAACAGAAAAUCUACUAUAUAAAGUAAUUAUAUAACCAUUCAGUUUCAUAUGUGGAUCAUUAAAUACUAACAGACAGCAGAGAAGAAAAUUCGGCAUGUCUUGAAUCUCUGAUAUGUGCUGCCUGCUUUUCCCCAAAGGGAUCUGAAAAAUAUCUAUUAAGAUUAUGGAGCGGACUGCUGAGUCUGAUGCAGCCACUCUGAUGUGUAGCUCAGUGAAAAGCCUACAGUACUUUUAAGAAAAACAAAAAAAUUGAAACCAUAAUUUAAGUUCAGGUGUGUGUGUUCGGGGGGGGAUGGUUUAAAAGAUUUUAUAACAAUGCUUUUAAUAUAAAAUAAUGGCCAUGUGGUCGCGACCUAAAAGUGCUUGGGGUUAACAUAAGCAGAUUAGGAGAUGUACAAGAUGGGAAUAUGCAGCACCCUGGACUUUCAGGUUAUUAGUGGGCCUUCCAUACACAUUUUUACAGCUUAUCUGCAUAUAAUUUUUUUUUACAAAAAUAAAUAAAAGAGAGAAAGAAAAGGUGUUCCCUGGAUGGCUGUGUCCGAAGAAUUCCAAAGAGAUGUGUUUAUUUCUCUGUAAGGAUUAAUUAAAAUAAGCUCUGUAUUAAUCAUGUCUAUUAUUUGGUCCAGUUUAUCUGCAAAAGUUUGUGCCUUGAAAUCAAGUUGGUUGAUAGUAAUCACCUUAAUCAGAUAUAGGACACAAACUAGAUACUGUGGUGAUUUCAGGACUACUUACUUACAUGAAUUUCUUUGGCCCAAGAUAUUCAUAAAUAGGAGAGAAGGAUUAAGCUCCUAACAUCAUAUUCAGGCACCUAAAUAGAUGGGAUGAUUUUAAAAAGUGCUCGGCACCCAGCGGCACCCAACAAGGUUACAAAUGGGCCCAUCUCUAAAGCAUGGGGCCUGACACUCAGAGUAUUUGCAAGUCAGUCCUCUCAUUUAGGUGUAUAAAUAUAGUUUUAGGAGCCUAACUUUGAUCUCUUCUUUUUAAAAUCUUGGCUUGGGUCUUUAGAAUAUUCAGCCUAUGUUCUGUAUGCAGUAGCUGUGAUGUCAUCAACAUGUGUGCCUAUCCCUUAUUGAAGAUGACAGUGGUUUUCAAUCUAUGCUCAAUGACACCAUUUGUCAGCAGAAUCUUUCCUACUGGUCCACAAUUUGAAACAUUUGAGAAUCAAAGGGAGGACUAGAGUGUUGGGACAGAAGAUGAAAUAAUAUGUGGAAUAGAAAAGUAGGAGAACCACUAACCUAUUUUAUAGUCUUGUGCAUGGCCUACUGGUAGAGGGGGCACAUACUGUACAUUCUGCCACGCUAUCACAAUGCCAUUAAAAUCAACAGACCCAUCUUUGUGAACAUGUUGUGGCCUGUGGCAUGUAUGGAGGCACAGUACUAAGGGGAGCAUUAAUAAAAGUUUUGCUAGAAAUAAACAGUGUCAUUCCAACUAUUUCCACCUGCAACUUCACUUUCUGUUUCUUGGACCUUUUUUUGUCACAGUGCUCUAUGGAACAAUUUUUGGCCACACAAGUCUCUCUUAAAUAUCAGCUGUACACAACAAUCUCAAACCUUUUUAUGUCUCUUACUCACUACCUAAUAAAGGAUAA
This is a messenger RNA of Mauremys mutica (yellowpond turtle), 5508 nucleotides long. RefSeq names its product zinc finger protein 385D (gene ZNF385D). Bases 920 to 2446 code for a protein of 508 amino acids. The transcript is spliced from 17 exons. Lineage: Eukaryota; Metazoa; Chordata; Testudines; Geoemydidae. Gene Ontology annotation, molecular function: nucleic acid binding; zinc ion binding. Gene Ontology annotation, cellular component: nucleus. The record is from RefSeq and is a predicted model, not a curated record.